This is a messenger RNA of Epinephelus lanceolatus (giant grouper), 936 nucleotides long. RefSeq names its product transmembrane protein 14A (gene tmem14a). Gene Ontology annotation, biological process: regulation of heme biosynthetic process. NCBI's taxonomy places the organism in Eukaryota, Metazoa, Chordata, Actinopteri, Perciformes, Serranidae. The record is from RefSeq and is a predicted model, not a curated record. Gene Ontology annotation, cellular component: mitochondrial membrane.
UCCAAGUUGUGGGCAGUAACGAGGAAGUGCAGUCGCAGAUUGAGAGUAACGUCUUCAAGUGCUGUUACUCUCUUGUUUGGACUAAAGCUUUGUGAUGGCAGUGGACUGGGUUGGAUUUGGCUAUGCUGCAGCCAUCCUCUUCGGGGGAUUUAUGGGAUACAAGAGAAAAGGCAGCGUGAUGUCCCUGAUGGCUGGUUUAGUUUUUGGUUUGUUUUCUGCUUAUGGUGCAUACAACGUCUCCAAUAAUCCAAGUGACAUCAAGGUGUCAUUGCUUGCUUCUGGGGUCCUCGCAGUGGUGAUGGGAACGAGAUACAAGAGAUCUGGGAAAUUAAUGCCUGCUGGCAUUAUGGCAGGGCUAAGUUUGUUGAUGGUGUUUCGACUGCUACUACACCUCAUCGUGUGAGUGGAGAAAUGACACUGACCAGAGCGAGGGCUUUCUGUCUCUCGAUGAACAAACCUUGUUUUAAAGGAAACAGCAUUCCCAGUUAACAACAAGUCCUCUGUUUUGUUUGGAACUUUCAUGUGACCACAAACUUUGCAAAAGCUACCAGUUGGUGUUUAACAGAUUUACAGAUUUAAGAUUAACUGCUUAUUUUAUUAUAGUAAAUCUGUUUGGGCGAUCUUAUAUAAAUAAAAGUGCUUGUUUUUUUUUUUUUACAUAUGCAUGAGUGUAAGAUUAACAGAUGUACAUGAGCUUUGUGGGUGCUGUUUGUGUUGGCAAGAGGUUUACUGCAUACACUACAACUUCAGUUUUGCAGGCUGCACUGUUUGUAAUGUCUAAUAUUUAAUUUACUGAAUAAGGGCCCAGUUUAAAGAACAAAAUGUGUUGUCUUGACUGUUUGUAUGCCAUGUCUUUAACUUUAAAGAGGAACAAAGGUUUAUGUGAUUUUUUUUGUAAUAACAGCAAAACUAAAUAAACAGCUAUAAUUCUUAAAA